This is a messenger RNA of Mytilinidion resinicola, 2781 nucleotides long. RefSeq names its product SPX-domain-containing protein. The record is from RefSeq and is a predicted model, not a curated record. Bases 159 to 2585 code for a protein of 808 amino acids. Gene Ontology annotation, cellular component: vacuolar transporter chaperone complex; fungal-type vacuole membrane. The transcript has 4 exons. NCBI's taxonomy places the organism in Eukaryota, Fungi, Ascomycota, Dothideomycetes, Mytilinidiales, Mytilinidiaceae. Gene Ontology annotation, biological process: microautophagy; vacuole fusion, non-autophagic; vacuolar transport.
CUCAGACUCUGCGCGGGGAGCUCCCAACCUCGUCGACCCUGUAUCUCUUGUUUCUUUCUCGUCCCUCUCCUCUCUCUCCCGUCGUCUCGACGCCUCGCAGCAGCUUCUUCGUGCCGCCGCCAUUUCAAUUGGGCCCCAAUUGGCCAUUCCAGCCCACGAUGAGAUUCGGCGAACAGCUCAAGUCGUCGCUGAUCAAGGACUGGUACUUCUACUACAUCUCCUACCAGGACCUGAAGGACAGCCUGAAGACGCCCUACGAGUCCGAGCCCGCCUACCGCGUCACCAGCAGCUUGUCCGUUGUCCCCCAUGGCCCCAAGCCCAAGCGCCGCCCGUGGACGGCUGAUGACGAGCAGCGUUUCGUGAGCGAGCUGGAGAAGGAGCUGGAUAAAGUUUACACCUUCCAGAAAGUUAAGAGCCAGGAGAUUGUCCGCCGCAUCCAAGCCUCAGAGAAGGAGGUAAAUGAGGUCCUAAGCAGAGCAGAUGCCCCAGAUGGCCAGGCUGAGGGCCCGUCUGAGGAUGACUUCCUGCUCUUGGAGGAAGACUUGAGCGACAUCAUUGCCGACGUCCACGACCUAGCCAAAUUCACCCAGUUGAACUAUACGGGGUUCCAGAAGAUCAUCAAAAAGCACGAUAAAACAACAAAAUGGGUGUUGAAGCCCGUCUUUGCAGCUCGCUUGCGGAGGAAGCCUUUCUUCCAGGAUAACUACGAUGCAUUCAUCAUAAAACUGUCCCGCCUCUAUGACAACGUGCGGACACGAGGCAACCCAGUCAAAGGCGACUCGUCUGCCGGCGGGAAACAGCAGAAUUUCGUUCGCCAGACAACCAAAUACUGGGUGCAUCCGGACAACAUCACCGAGUUGAAGCUCAUCAUCCUGAAGCAUCUUCCUGUUCUUGUAUUCAACCCCAACAAGGAAUUUUCCAUGGACGAUACGGCCGUAACAUCCAUCUACUACGACAACACAGAUACCUGGGAGUUAUAUCAGGGCCGUCUGAAAAAGACGGAAGGAGCUGAGGCCAUAAGAUUACGUUGGUACGGAGGCAUGCAAAGCGAAGCCAUCUUCAUUGAGCGAAAGACGCAUCGGGAAGACUGGACUGGCGAAGAGUCAGUAAAAGCCCGUUUCAAGAUGAAGGAAAAGAACGUAAACGCAUACAUGUCCGGCGAACUCACGGUGGACAAAAUAUUCGAGAAGGAACGCAAGGAUGGCAAGAGAAGCGAAAAGGAUAUUGCAUCCGAUGAGGCCCUCGCUAGGGAGAUCCAGUAUCGAGUCAUCGCCCGACACCUUGUCCCAGUAACGCGAUCGUUCUAUCACAGGACUGCCUUCCAACUGCCAGGAGACGCUAGGGUUCGCAUAUCGCUAGACACGGAGCUCACUAUGACGCGUGAAGACAACUUGGAUGGGAAAAAGCGGGCUGGAAAGAAUUGGCGACGGAUGGAUAUUGGCGUCGACUGGCCCUUCUCACAGCUUCCCGCCGAAGAUGUUGAAAGGUUUCCAUAUGCUGUUCUUGAAGUGAAGCUACAGACGCAAGCUGGCCAGGAACCGCCGGACUGGAUUCGACAACUCACGGCCAGCCAUAUUGUGGAAGCCGUGCCUAAGUUCAGUAAAUACAUUCACGGAAGCGCAACGUUGCAACCAAACCGCAUUAAACUCCUACCAUAUUGGGCUCCGCAGAUGGACGUGGAUAUUCGAAAACCGGUCACUCACCGUUUCGGCAUCGAACGUCCUGGCCAAUCCAACGAUAUCUCCACAACGGGAAACCUAGAUGACGACUCCGAUGACGACGAAGACAGCUCUACUGGUCUCCCUGGAGCUCACCAAAAUGAAGACGACACGGAAGAAUUGCGUCGCCUGCGUGCUGCCAGAGACGCAAUGGAACAACACGAUAUGGACCAACGGCGAGACUACGGCACAGUGACGAACGGAGAGGGACCCAAUGCGCUCGAUAUUGAAGAGCGAAUUGCAGCUCAACCUCUCCCAGAAGACGACUACCCGCUUUACGACUCGGAUGACGAAGAAGACGACCUAGAGGAGGCACGCUACACGGGUGGAUGGCACUAUUACUCGAAAUGGCUGAAGCAGCGUGGCACCCAGCUCGGGAAGACAACACUAGAUUGGGCUAAGAUGCUGAUCCCGAAGCCGAAAGCAACACCCAUGCCUACCAAUGGGCCAAGCAUGGGCGUGCCGAAGGUCAUGGGCGAGGUGAAGCGAUUCAAAGCACCAAAAGGAAAACGCAUCCAUGUCCCUGUCCGCGUCGAACCAAAAGUCCAACUCGCUACCGAGCGUACCUUCCUCGACUGGCUCCAAUUUAGCAUCCUGCUCGGCUCCAUUGCAGCCACGCUGCUUAAUUUCGGCGAUAAUGUUUCGUUUGCGGCGGCCUGGUGCUUUACUAUCAUCGCGCUUGUCUCGCUCUUCUAUUCCAUGGGGCUGUAUAUGUGGCGUGUGAAGAUGAUUAGGAAGAGGAGGGCGGUCACGUAUCAUGAUAAGAUCGGCCCGACGGUGCUGUGUAUUGGGCUCUUUGCGGCUGUGGCGGUGAGUUUUGGAGUUAGAUUUGCGGGGGGCGAGUGGAAGGGAGGUUUGAAGGGGUGAUAAAAAGGGGAGAAGAGUGCGGAUGUGGAAUGUUGGGAUGGUAUAUGGUUAAUGUGGUUUCGACAUUGGUAAUUCGAGAUUGACACAAGCCGGGAAUGAUUCGAAGGUUCGUAGCACUUGGCAUCGGUCCUUGGAGUGCACUGUAUUAUAAACCGCCGCCAUACAAAACCAUUCAUACAUUGCUGUAGCAAAACGU